Molecule: messenger RNA, 1304 nt
Organism: Xiphophorus hellerii (green swordtail)
Lineage: Eukaryota; Metazoa; Chordata; Actinopteri; Cyprinodontiformes; Poeciliidae
Product: sialic acid-binding Ig-like lectin 7
Exons: 7
Coding region: 99-1304 (401 amino acids)
Source: RefSeq, a predicted model, not a curated record
CUGGAUGUUCCAAGAACUUAUCCCUCGGUAUUACUGCACCAAAAACGCUGGAAGGCCUGAGUGGAUCCUGUUUGCUCAUUCCAUGCAGUUUUCUAGUGAUGUCAAGAGAAACGUCUGAUGAGGAGAGACAAAAAUUUGAAGUUUCGCUUCAAAGUCACCCAGACAUUGGACAGGAUUCACAGAAUGUGACUUACAACAGCAGUCACCCAGAAGACGACCAUGAAAUGAACACGACUGGAAACCUGGAAAGGUUUGACGACAGGAGAGAAACGAUUGGCGUUUGGAUAACAGACGAACACGGGGUUGAGUCCUUUCCGCAAAAUGUGAUUUACAACAGCAGUCGGUCACAAAACAGAUACACAGUGAACAUCAUUGGGAACCUGACAGAGAAGAACUGCACCACCCUCUUUUCUAGCAUACAACCAAUUCAAGCGACGAAAUUCUACUUCAGGAUGGAGAGCGGGCCGUUCAGAGCCACGGCUGUCUGUGAUCCUGUUCAAAUAACAAUGAGAGAUUCUGCUUGGAGCCCCAGGAUUGAAAUCUCAGGUGACGUGAAGGAGAAGAACUCUGUCACCGUAACGUGCUCAGCUCUCACUCCCUGUCCACAAUCACCUCCUGGACUCUCCUUGAACCUCCAACCAAACCCUCACAGACAGAUGGAGAGGAACAAAGAUGGAACGUUUACAACUACAAUCCAGCAGAACAUCACUCUGUCAGAGAUCCACGACGGAUACAACAUCACCUGCUUUGCCAGAUAUCCUGUGGAUGGAGGAAAAAACACAAGAAGGACAAAAGUGACUCUCAGUGUUUCCUAUUCUCCCAAGAACACCUCAGUAUCCAUCACUUUAGCAAAAGGUAGAUGGGUGGAGCUGCGUUGCUCCAGCAGAGCCAAGCCUCCCGUCAGCGUCUUCACCUGGUUCGAGAAAACCUCAAAUGGAGCCUUGAAAGUAGGUGAAGGAGAAAAUUAUGGACUCAAUGCCACUGAGGAGGGAGCUUAUUACUGUGUGGCCAUGAAUGAUGUUGGUAAUCAGACAUCUCCAGAGAUUCGUCUGAUUGCUCCAGUAAUAGCGUAUGAGCCAGCUGAUGAAAUUGCUGAAAGAAAAGGAACUGACUUUUAUCAAAUUCAGACGACACUGUUUUCAGGGGCAGGGCUCCUUGUCCUUGUCUGCCUGCUCAAAAUCGUCAUGUGGUAUCAUAAGAUCAAACGUAAAACUCCACAACAGGGCCAUCGGCAGACGGCGACAGGAGGCGACGUACACACAGAUCUCCAGAUCGCUAAGAAAAAGCAGCUCAGCAGAGUCUGA